UUAUGGAUGAGCAAAUAGACUAUGAUCACAGAGGCUGAGUGACGCGGCCCUGGGUCCUUUAUAAACCAAACUCUUUCCACUCUCAGCAGUCAAGUUACACACGCUAAGAGUCAAGUCUAACACUGCUGCUCCAGCUCUAAACUCCAUUUUUCAAAACCUCAUCUCGAGGCCAGAAGGAGGGAACGACUUACCAAGAGGGUGCCAAUUAAAAAAAAGCGGACGACCAGCUUCCCUGCUCAUUGUAAAGCGGAUAAUUUAAUCCAUCACUGUCCUGUCACUAGUGGUUUCUUCACAAGUGCAUCCGAAAAAUCUCCGGGCUGCUUCUGAAACUCAUCCGAGUUUGAACUUCCCUCUACUGGGCGCGCGCUUGGCACCGACCUGCUAAAAGUUUUUCUGCGCUGCCGAGCGAGUGUCAUCGAGGUAUAAAAGUGGACGCGGAAAAAGCCACCAUGAUGAGCAAUAACUACAGCGAGGACCAGCUGCCUCCACAGUACUACCAGGGCACCGAGUUUGGGGAAGAGGAGGACGACGAAAUGCCAGCCACAGAGAAGGACCUGGCGGAGGACGCGCCGUGGAAGAAGAUCCAGCAGAACACCUUCACCAGGUGGUGCAACGAGCACCUGAAGUGCGUCAAUAAGACCAUCUCCGACCUGCAGAGGGAAUUCACUGAUGGGCUGAAGCUGAUUUCCCUCCUGGAGGUUUUGAGCCAGAAGAAAAUGUACAGAAAGCACCACAUCAGACCCAACUUUCGUCAGAUGAAACUGGAAAAUGUUUCAGUGGCGCUGGAGUUUCUGGACAGAGAGCACAUCAAACUGGUCUCUAUAGAUAGCAAAGCCAUCGUGGAUGGAAAUCUAAAGCUGAUUCUGGGUCUUAUCUGGACCCUCAUUCUCCACUACUCUAUCUCCAUGCCCAUGUGGGAUGACGAUGAUGAUGAAGAGACUAAGAAGAUGACCCCCAAACAGCGCUUGUUGGGCUGGAUACAGAACAAGGUGCCCCAGCUGCCCAUCAACAACUUCAAUCGUGACUGGCGGGACGGCAAAGCCCUGGGAGCUCUGGUGGACAACUGCGCCCCCGGUUUGUGUCCUGAUUGGGCAGAGUGGGACCCAAACAAGCCAGUGCAGAAUGCCAGAGAGGCCAUGCAGCAGGCCGACGACUGGUUGGGCGUGCCCCAGGUGAUUGCCCCUGAGGAGAUUGUGGACCCAGAUGUGGAUGAGCACUCAGUGAUGACUUACCUGUCCCAGUUCCCCAAGGCAAAGCUGAAGCCUGGAGCUCCUCUCAAGUCCAAACAGCUUUUCCCAGACAAGGCCAAAGCCUACGGACCUGGUAUUGAACCACAUGGCAACAAGGUGCUGAGACCAGCUGUGUUUACUGUGGAGACUCUGGAGGCUGGCAGUGGUGAGGUCCUGGUCUAUGUGGAGGAUCCUGAGGGAUACAAAGAGGAGGCUAAAGUUAAACCCAACAAGGACAAAUGUGGAACCUACACAGUCACCUAUGUUCCAAAAGUUGAAGGUGUUCACAAGGUCAAAGUGCUGUUUGCUGGUCAGGACAUUGACAAAAGCCCUUACACUGUGAAUGUAGCAAAGGACUUGGGUGACCCCAAUAAAGUCCAUGCUAGGGGACCAGGUCUGGACCCUACAGGAAAUGUUGCCAACAAGCCCACCUAUUUUGACAUCUAUACAGCUGGUGCAGGUAAUGGUGAUGUCAGUGUGGUCAUCGUUGACCCUCAAGGCAAAAAGGACACAGUUGAGCUCAUCCUGGAAAACAAGGGCGACAGCGUUUUUCGUUGUACUUAUCGUCCCGUGCUGGAGGGACCCCACAAGAUCCAUGUCCUGUUUGCAGGCCAGGAGAUUCCCAAGAGCCCUUUUACUGUCAACAUCGCAGAGGCCAUGAACCCAAAUGCCUGCAGAGCUACAGGCAGAGGCCUUCAGCCUAAAGGCGUGAGAGUAAAGGAGGUUGCAGACUUCAAAGUUUUCACCAAGGGAGCUGGCAGCGGAGUGCUGAACGUCUCAGUCAAAGGACCAACUGGAGCAGAGGAGAAAGUGCAAGUGAAAGAUGCAGGAAACGGUGUGUAUGAAUGUGAAUAUUUGCCCCUUAAGCCUGGCAAAUACACAGUCAGCAUCACCUGGGGAGGCCAACCCAUCCCACGCAGCCCCUUUGAGGUGGAGGUGGGGCCAGAGGCAGGUUUUCAGAAGGUGAGGGCCUGGGGUCCUGGUCUGAAGACUGGCAUGGUAGGAAAAUCAGCUGACUUUGUGGUCGAGGCCAUCGGCACUGAAGUUGGAACACUAGGCUUCUCCAUCGAAGGCCCAUCACAGGCUAAAAUUGAGUGUGAUGAUAAGGGUGAUGGCUCUUGUGAUGUGCGCUAUUGGCCCACUGAGCCUGGUGACUAUGCUGUCCACGUCAUCUGUGACGACGAGGACAUCAAGGACAGCCCUUUCAUGGCUCACAUUCUCCCUGCAGUGAACGAUGUCUUCCCUGAGAAGGUUAAAGCCUUCGGUCCAGGUCUUAAGCCAACCGGCGUCAUUGUGAACAGACAAACUGAAUUCACCAUUGAUGCCCGUAUGGCAGGGAAGGGUCACCUCAAGAUCUAUGCACAGGACGCCGAAGGCUGUACCAUCGACAUCAAAAUCACUGACAAGGGAGAUGGCACCUUUCUAUGUGUGUACACUCCUGUCAAGUCCAUCAAACACACCAUCAUCAUCACCUGGGGGGAGGUCAACGUGCCCAGCAGUCCCUUCAGAGUGCUGGUUGGAGAGGGUUCUCAUCCAGAUAAAGUCAAAGUCUACGGGCCUGGAGUGGAGAAGACAGGGCUCAAGGCUAAUGAGCCAACAUACUUCACUGUGGACUGCGGUGAGGCCGGUCAAGGGGACAUCAGCAUUGGAAUCAAGUGUGCCCCUGGGGUGGUUGGCCCUGCUGAGGCAGACAUCGACUUUGACAUUAUCAAGAAUGACAAUGACACCUUUACUGUCAAAUACACUCCCCCUGCUGCGGGCAAAUAUACCAUCAUGGUGCUGUUUGCCGACCAGGAAAUUCCUGUCAGUCCAUACAAAGUCAAAGUGGAUCCUUCCCAUGAUGCGGGCAAAGUGAGAGCAGAAGGUCCUGGACUCAACAAAACAGGUGUGGAGGUGGGCACUCCAACCCACUUCACCAUCUACACAAAGGGAGCUGGUAAGGCCAAGCCCGAGGUGCAUUUUGCAGCAUCAGGCCAAGGAGAGGCGGUUCGUGACUUUGAGAUCAUCGAUAACCACGAUUACUCCUACACUGUCAAGUACACGGCUCUUCAACAGGGUAACAUGGCAAUUUCAGUCACUCAUGGAGGGGAUCCCGUUCCCAAGAGCCCCUUUAACAUCACAGUGGCUCCACCUCUGGAUAUUGGAAAGGUCAAAGUGGAGGGAUUAGAGAACAAAGUGGAAGUCGGAAAGGAUCAGGAGUUCACAGUUAACACAAAGGGCGCUGGUGGGCAGGGCAAUGUAGGUGUGAAGAUGACCUCACCCUCUGGCCGACCAAUCCCAUGCAAGCUGGAGUCAGACAAAGCCAAAGGCACUCACAGUGUUAAGUACAUUCCCCCAGAGGAGGGGCAGUACAAGGUUGAUGUCAGCUAUGAUGGCAACCCAGUGAUGGGAAGUCCCUUUGGGGUUGAAGCAGUCAUGCCUGCCGAUCCCUCAAAGGUGCGAGCCUAUGGCCCAGGCCUGAAGGGAGGCAUUGUAGGCAAACCAGCUCCAUUCACCAUUGACACGAAGGGAGCUGGUGCAGGUGGACUGGGCCUGACGGUGGAGGGUCCCUGUGAGGCAAAGAUUGAGUGCCAGGAUAAUGGUGAUGGUACCUGCUCAGUGAACUACCUGCCCACUGAGCCAGGGGAGUACGCCAUCAACAUCUUGUUUGCUGAGAAGCACAUCCCCGGUUCUCCCUUCAAAGCCCCAGUGCGCUCAGCCCUGGACCCCAGCAAGGUAACAGCCAGUGGGCCUGGACUUGAGAGGGCCAAGGCAGGAGAGCCAGCUACCUUCACUGUGGACUGCACUCGGGCGGGAGAGGCUGAGCUCACCAUUGAGAUUGUGUCAGAGACCGGGGUUAAGGCUGAAGUGCACAUCCAGAAGACUGCAGAAGGGACCUUCUCUGUCACGUACAUCCCCUCCUUCCAUGGCACACACACCAUCACUAUCAAAUAUGGUGGUUCCAUGAUUCCCCAGUUUCCCAAGGUCCUCCAGGUUGAGCCCUCAGUCGACACCACUGGGGUGCAUGUUUAUGGACCAGGAGUGGAGCCCAGAGGGGUUCUCAGAGAAGUCACAACCCACUUCAUCGUUGAUGCCCGCGCCCUCAACAAGGCUGGAGGAAAUCAUGUUAAGGUUCAUGUUAUCAACCCCUCAGGCGCCAACACAGACACCUACAUCACUGACAAAGGAGACGGCACCUACAGAGUGGAGUACACUACAUUUGAGGAUGGAAUGCAUCUGAUCGAGGUGCUGUAUGACGAUGCUCCUGUUCCAAAGAGUCCCUUCAGGGUGAACGUGGUGGAGGGAUGUGAUCCAACCCGAGUUCGUGCCUUUGGGCCAGGUCUAGAGGGAGGAAUUACCAACAAGCCCAAUUUCUUCACAGUGGAGACCAGGGGUGCUGGUACAGGAGGCCUGGGCCUGACCAUUGAGGGAGCAUCAGAGGCAAAAAUAUCCUGCAAAGACAACAAAGACGGCAGCUGCAGUGUGGAGUACAUCCCCUACACCCCUGGAGAGUAUGAUGUUAACAUUAACUACGGAGGUCAGCCCAUCCCUGGCAGUCCGUUCCGUGUACCUGUCAGGGACCCUGUGGACGCCAGCAAGGUGAAGUGCUCCGGUCCAGGUUUGGGUGCUGGAGUGAGAGCCCACGUUCCUCAGACUUUCACAGUAGACUGUACCAAGGCAGGACAGGCCCCACUGGAUGUCAAACUCUACGGCCCAUCAGGUACAGUGGAGCCAGUUGGUGUAAAGAACAAUGGUGAUGGCACCCACACAGUGCAUUACACCCCAGCCCAGGAUGGCCCUUACACUGUAGCUGUCAAGUAUGCAGAUCAAGAGGUCCCACACAGUCCUUUCAAGGUAAUGUCUCAGCCCGGGCAUGACGCCAGUAAGGUACGCGCAAGUGGUCCUGGUCUAGACAAAAAAGGUGUGUCUGCAAGCCUGCCAGUGGAGUUCACCAUUGAUGCCCGUGACGCUGGAGAGGGACUGCUCACUGUGCAGAUUCUGGACCCAGAGGGCAAGCCGAAGAACGCAACAAUCCAGGACAACAGGGAUGGCACCUACACUGUUUCCUAUGUGCCUGACUCUACAGGCCCUUACACCAUCACCAUUAAAUAUGGCGGGGACGAGAUCCCUUAUUCCCCGUACAACAUCCAGUCUCUUCCUACAGGAGAUGCCAGCAAAUGUCGUGUCACAGUUUCAAUCGGAGGACACAGCGUCUCAAGCCUUCAGAAGCUGCAGACCUCAGAGGAUACAGUAAUCACUGUGGAUGCAAAGGCUGCUGGGAAAGGCAAGGUGACCUGUAAGGUGCUCACCCCACAGGGGAUGGAGGUAGACAUGGAUGUGGUGGAGAAUCAUGAUGGGACCUUUGACAUUUACUACACCGCUCCCGAACCUGGAAAAUAUGUUAUUACGAUCCGCUUUGGGGGACAGAACAUCCCUAAGAGCCCCUUCCAGGUGGUGGCCACAAAUGAGCCAGUUGUCCCCCGGGAUACUGUGGAUCCUCUCUUCCGUCCUGUUAACUUCCUCGUCCCCUUCACGCCGCAGCAAGGAGAAAUCACAGGUGAGGUGCGGAUGCCUUCAGGCAAGACUGCCCGCCCUCAUAUCACUGACAAUAAGGACGGCACCAUCACAAUCAAGUACCAGCCCACAGAGAGAGGCCUGCAUGAGAUGGACAUUAAAUAUGAAGGCAACCACAUUCCAGGAAGCCCUCUGCAGUUCUUUGUGGAUGCUGUAAACAGCGGGGUAGUGACUGCCUAUGGUCCAGGACUGAGUUACGGCAUGGUCAACAAGGCUGCCACGUUCACUGUGGUCACCAAGAAUGCAGGAGAAGGUGGUCUGUCCCUGGCAGUUGAGGGUCCCUCUAAGGCCGAGAUCACCUGUAAGGACAACAAAGAUGGCACCUGCACUGUGUCCUAUCUGCCCACAGCUCCCGGAGACUACAACAUCAUUGUCAAGUUUGACAACAAGCACAUUUCUGGCAGUCCCUUUACUGCUAAGAUCACAGGGGAUGACUCCAUAACCAGAACAUCCCAGCUGAACGUCGGCACAGCAGCUGACGUGUCCCUGAAGAUUGCAGAGACAGAUCUGAGCUCUCUAUCAGCCAGUAUCAGAGCUCCAUCAGGCAAUGAGGAGCCCUGCCUGCUCAAGAGACUGCCCAACAGACACCUUGGUAUCUCUUUCACCCCUAAGGAGGUGGGCGAGCACGAAGUAAGCGUGAGGAAGAACGGCAUGCACGUGGCCAACAGCCCUUUCAAAAUCAUGGUUGGUCAGUCAGAGAUUGGUGAGGCCAGCAGAGUGAAAGUUUUUGGAAAAGGUCUGGUGGAGGCACAUACUUUUGAAAUGGCUGAGUUCUUUGUGGAUACAAGAAAUGCAGGUUAUGGAGGUCUAGCAUUGUCAGUUGAGGGUCCGAGCAAAGUUGAUAUCAACUGUGAAGAUGUAGAGGACGGGACAUGCAGAGUGACCUACUGUCCAACAGAGCCUGGGAGUUACACUGUUAACAUCAAGUUUGCUGAAAAGCACAUCCCAGGAAGUCCUUUCACAGUGAAAGUAACUGGAGAAGGAAGAAUGAAGGAGAGUAUUACUAGAAAGAGACAGGCGUCUUCUAUUGCAUCAGUGGGCAGCACAUGUGGCCUUAACCUCAAGAUCCCAGGAAACUGGUUCCAGAUGGUUUCAGCUCAGGAGAGGCUGACCAGGACGUUCACCCGCAGCAGCCACACCUACACCCGCACUGAGCGCACAGAGAUCAGCAAAACACGCGGGGGAGAGACCAAGAGGGAGGUACGAGUGGAGGAGAGCACCCAGCUGGGCGGGGGAGGAAGUCCCUUCAGAGAUGUGUUUGGAGAUUUCCUCGGUAGAGAGAGUCUCACUAGCUUCGCUGGCAUCGCCGCCAGACCUGAGGGUCCAGUUGAAAGCGGCUCCCAAGCCAUGACGGCUCAGGUGACCAGCCCGAGUGGGAAAACAGCAGACGCCGACAUUGUGGACGGAGGCAGCAGCACCUACAGUGUGCGCUUCAUCCCCCAGGAAAUGGGACCCCACACUGUAAACGUCAAGUACAGAGGUCAACAUGUCCCUGGGAGCCCCUUCCAGUUUACUGUGGGACCCAUGGGAGAGGGUGGAGCACACAAGGUCCGUGCAGGUGGACCUGGUCUUGAGAGAGGCGUGGCUGGAGCACCCUCUGAGUUUAGCAUCUGGACCAGAGAAGCAGGUGCUGGUGGUCUAUCUAUUGCAGUAGAGGGUCCAAGUAAGGCAGAAAUCUCUUUUGAAGACAGGAAGGAUGGUUCCUGUGGUGUCUCCUACAUUGUUAAAGAACCAGGUGACUAUGAGGUGUCAAUCAAAUUCAACAAUGAACACAUCCCUGACAGCCCAUUCAUCGUUCCAAUUGCAACACUGUCAGACGAGGCCCGCAGGCUCACUGUCACAAGCCUUCAGGAGAAGGACUUGAAGGUAAACCAAGAGGCAUCCUUCAUGGUGCAGCGCAACGGGACUCGAGGUGUGGUUGACGCCAAAGUCCACACCCCCUCUGGCUCUUCUGAGGAAUGCUACGUCACUGAACUUGACAGCGAUAAGAAUGCAAUCCGCUUCAUUCCACGGGAGAACGGCGUUCACUCCAUAGAUGUCAAAUUCAAUGGAUGCCACAUUCCUGGGAGUCCCUUCAACGUGCGAGUGGGGGACACUGGGCUGAUUGCAGACCCAGGCAUGGUGACAGCAAAUGGCCCUGGACUGCUGGGAGGAACAACAGGUGUAGCCUUAGAGUUUGUGGUUAACACCUGCAACGCAGGCUCUGGCACCCUGUCUGUCAACAUUGACGGGCCGUCAAAGGUCAAGAUGGACUGUCGCGAGUGUCCCGAAGGCUACAAGAUCAACUACACACCCAUGGCACCCGGCAACUAUCUCAUCACAAUUAAAUACGGAGGACCGCAGCACAUCGUGGGCAGCCCUUUCAAAGCCAAAAUAACAGGUGCCCGGCUAUCAGGGGGACACAGCCUCCAUGAAACUUCCUCUGUUUUGGUGGAAACAGUCACCAAGACCUCCAAAGUAGGUGGCGCCUACAGCUCCUCGUCUUCCACCACCUCAACAAUAAUGGCAUCUGAUGCCAGCAAGGUGCUUUGUCGUGGAGCAGGGCUGUCCAAGGCUUUGAUUGGACAGAAAAACAACUUCACAGUUGACUGCAGUAAAGCAGGUACCAACAUGUUGAUGGUGGGUGUGCAUGGACCCCAUGCUCCCUGUGAGGAUGUGUAUGUCAAGCACAUGGGCAACAAGCUCUACAACGUCACCUACACCAUCAAGGACAAGGGCAGCUACACUGUCAUCGUCAAAUGGGGCGACGACAACAUCCCCGGGAGCCCUUACAAAGUGGUCACUCCUUAAAAUAAACUGGACCAAUGUGCCAGCCCUUCUCCUACACUGACCUGCCACCCUUGUCUCAUCAUGUCAAUCAAACUGCCCACUACUUCUCUUCUGGUGCUGCUCUUCAGCGCAUUAGUGUACUCAACAAGCACUAAAACCUGCAAGGACAUCUGCUUACAGUUUUCUAGAUGACAGAAUACCUGAUGUGCCAAAGUUUUGUAUUAACUCAAGGAAUUACAUUUAAUGAGAUUCCAUCCACAUUAAGAGUGAUAUGAAGGCAAAAGCGUGGCUUAUGAGUCUGCGAGUAAUGUUGGUUUAAUACUUUAUCUGUUCUUGUCUUGUAAAGGAAUGGCAUAACAUGAAUGUUUGAAGAUGUUGGAGUUAUCAGCAGUGUUUAAGUGUGAUGCAGUAUGGUUUUGUAUGGUUUAAGAAUGAGAUUUUGAUCUGUUUUUGUUAUAUUAACCUAUUUUUGGUAAGUCUUUGCAGCUCUAAUAAAGAUUUAAUUGCUAACUUU
Notolabrus celidotus (New Zealand spotty) is the source of this 9066-nucleotide messenger RNA. Its product is annotated as filamin-C-like. The transcript has 46 exons. Gene Ontology annotation, molecular function: actin filament binding. NCBI's taxonomy places the organism in Eukaryota, Metazoa, Chordata, Actinopteri, Labriformes, Labridae. The record is from RefSeq and is a predicted model, not a curated record. Bases 450 to 8573 code for a protein of 2707 amino acids. Gene Ontology annotation, biological process: actin cytoskeleton organization.